This is a messenger RNA of Betta splendens (Siamese fighting fish), 3991 nucleotides long. It is a transcript of the gene galnt4, whose product is annotated as POC1 centriolar protein homolog B (Chlamydomonas), like. The coding region runs from base 949 to 2682 and encodes 577 amino acids. The transcript has 11 exons. The record is from RefSeq and is a predicted model, not a curated record. Gene Ontology annotation, cellular component: Golgi apparatus. Lineage: Eukaryota; Metazoa; Chordata; Actinopteri; Anabantiformes; Osphronemidae.
UGUGUGUGUGUGUGUGUGCGCGGCUUUGUCCAUUCAUUCUUGUAAAUGUCAAGGGUUUAAGACGGUUUGCGGCCAUUGCUAUUGAAACAUCUUUAAUAGUCAUAAUCUGGGGGAAAAACAAAAUGAUUGUGAUGUGUUUAACUUAAUUACAUCUUUGAAUGAAGGCUGUUCUGCUUAAAUUCACCUGAAGUGUACAAACAGAGACACCCUUUACUUGAACAAUAAAGGUCAUUCAGCUCAUGCCUCAGCUCAUCAACAUGCUGCAGACAGAGGCAGCAUCCUUACAUUGUGUCAGCAUUUAAUGGAAGCAGGCUUUUACAAUAAAUAUGAACUUAAAAAAGAGGUUCUUGUAUUUCAUUAAAAAUGUAGUUUUCAAGUUUUUGUUCAGGCACUUUACCACAGUAACAUAACGUCACAUUUGGUUCUCAGGUUACAAGGAGACAAUUCGAAAGUAAAGUGAAAAACUAAAUUGCUUUAAAAAUCUCUCUUACGUCAAUUAUCACAUUGGUACAUACAAACCGCACUGAAUGCAGCGUCAAGCUAAAGGGAGAGAAUCGCCAAGAGCCCCGGAAGUAACGAUUAUUCGUGUAAAAUUAUCAUUUUAAUUGUAAUAUGUUUUAUUUUGAGAAGUUAAUGUGAAGAAACAGACAAAUAAUUAAAAAAUAACGUUUUUCGAUGUCGUGGGUGACUGGUGAAAGCCGCAGAGCGAAGCGUGGCUCAGUUGCGCUUUUAUUUUGACAGGUACACCCGGAACCUCGUCACUUUUUGUGGGUGCCAUGACGGGCAUUUCCAGCCCAGCGUGGUGGAGGAGAGGAUGUGGGUAUGCUGACAUCUGCAAGGCAGAAGUUUAACUGGAAGGAGACGAACAGCGAGGCCAGCGGAUCCAACCCCGAGACAUGUAAUCAGCCGCUGAAGAGCUUUGUGUCCUGAAGGGCACUCACAACCGCCAUGAGGGGCCGAUUCUCCCGCAGACUGGGGGUACUGGCCAAGGCCGGGUUCCUGCUGUGGCUGCUGUGGCUGGGCUACCUGCUCCUCGCGCGCUUCUCCUUCCACCGCGACGAGGCGGACGAUCUGGACCUGAGGCGGCUGUCCAUCGAGGAGGCGGGGGAGGAGGGGCAGCUGGGGAGGCCCGUCUACGUUAAGCCGCCGGCGGACAGCAACGCGCCGGGGGAGUGGGGCCGCGCCACGCACCUCAACCUCAGCCCUGAGGAAAAGAAGCAGGAGCAGGACGCCAUAGAGCGCUACGCCAUCAACAUCUACGUCAGUGACAGGAUUUCCCUCCACCGACACAUCCAGGACCACAGGAUGACUGAAUGCCGAAGCAAGAGGUUUGACUACCGCCGGCUACCUACCACCUCUGUGAUCAUAGCCUUCUACAACGAGGCCUGGUCGACCCUGCUGAGGACCAUUCACAGCGUUCUGGAGACCACGCCUGCCGUCCUGUUGAAAGAAAUCAUCCUCAUCGAUGACUUCAGUGACAGAGGCUACCUGAAAUCCCAGCUCGCUGACUACAUCAGCAAGCUGCAACGCGUGCGCCUCAUCCGCACCAACAAGCGAGAGGGGCUGGUCCGAGCGCGGCUCAUCGGGGCCACCUUCGCCACGGGGGACGUGCUGACCUUUCUGGAUUGCCACUGUGAGUGCGUCCCCGGCUGGAUCGAGCCUCUGCUGGAACGGAUCGCCGAGAACGCCAGCACCAUCGUGUGCCCCGUCAUCGACACCAUCGACUGGAACACCUUCGAGUUUUACAUGCAAACGGACGAUCCGAUGAUCGGCGGCUUCGACUGGAGGCUCACCUUCCAGUGGCACUCGGUUCCGGAGGUGGAGCGCAAGAGACGCAAGUCGCGCAUUGACCCCAUCAGGUCUCCUACAAUGGCAGGCGGGCUGUUUGCUGUGAGCAAGGCCUACUUCGAGUACCUUGGCACAUACGACAUGGGCAUGGAGGUUUGGGGAGGCGAAAACCUAGAGCUCUCCUUCAGAGUGUGGCAGUGCGGGGGCAGCUUGGAGAUCCACCCCUGCUCCCACGUGGGACACGUCUUCCCCAAGAAGGCCCCGUACGCGCGGCCCAACUUCCUCCAGAACACUGUGCGAGCCGCAGAGGUCUGGAUGGACUCUUACAAACAGCACUUCUACAACAGGAAUCCACCAGCCAAAAAGGAGUCGUACGGGGACAUCUCAGAGCGACUGCUGCUGAGGAACAGGCUGAAGUGCAACACUUUUGACUGGUACCUGAAAAAUAUCUACCCUGACCUCCAUGUACCGGAGGACAGCGAGGGCUGGCAUGGGGCUGUGCGCAGCUCGGGGAUCCAUUCAGAAUGUCUGGACUACAACGCCCCGGAGCACAGUCCCACCGGUGCCCACCUCUCUCUGUUCGGCUGCCACGGCCAGGGAGGCAACCAGUACUUCGAAUACACGUCAAAGAAGGAGAUCCGAUUCAACUCGGUGACAGAGCUGUGCGCUGAAGUACCUGAGGGACAGACCUUCAUUGGGAUGAGACACUGCCCUCGUGACGGGGACGUCAGGCCGCCCACUAUCAUCUGGGAGUUCAGAGAGGACGGAAUCAUCCACCACCCUCACACGGACAUGUGCGUGACGGCCUACCGCACGGCCGAGGGCCGCACGGACGUGCAGAUGAGGCCCUGCAGCCCAGGAGACAAGGCCCAGCGGUGGAGGUUCGAAUGGUAGGAGGAGGGGGAGGAGAUUAGCAGGGGACCUCAAGUGACCUUAUUCGCCCAUCGUGCAAUUACAUCAGUGGACAUCGUCUCUGCCGCCGCCGCCGCUAAUUUUCUGGUCCUCCAGGAGCGCUCCGUAGGAGUGGGCGCGAUGGGAAAUCAGUGAAGCCAAGUGCGAAAUGUGUCAGAGCGAGUGAGAGCUGCAGGAUGAGGUUUAUCUGAUCAGCUAAACUCCACACUUUUACUUUUGUGACGCUUUCAUCCAAGUGCCUCUGCAACCAAAAUGGACUCCAGCACACCUCAAGUCAACUUCAAGGAAAAGUAAAUGGAGGCUCUACAACACAUGAAGAAGUGCCUUUUUAAAAAAAGACUUUUAAUCCAAAACUGAACGCAAACUUGUGCUGCAUUAGAGUAAAUCAUAUAUAAUAUACUUUUAGUGGACAGCGUACAAGCAGUUGCUCAUAGAGCUCGUCAGGAAUGUGAGGUGUGCAGCGUUUCGCCCCGACACCAGCGACAUCCUGGAGGAAGUGCUGCAGGCGUUCAAGUGGCUCGUCACUUCCCCGUCGUUUCUGCGGCGCCGGUGUCGCGGUACAACGCGGCCUGAAUGAGACCUGAAGCGUUCGUUAAGCAUUCCUACUGAGCAUCCGUGAGUUGACAGGCGCGUUGUGGCCUAUUCUCGCCCGCUGUGUGUACUGAGCACACCCUACGAACUCACCUGUUGCUGCGCCUUCAAAAGGUUGUCAUCGUAGGAAAUAAGUUAUUUGUGCCCAAAUGGAAUGUGCCAGUGGUUGUCAGACGCAUUUUAAGCAUUUUAAAUGCAAAAAUCUAACUGUGGAAGUGAUGCACUUGAUAUUAUUUAGUCACACAAAGCCUUAAACGGAGCGGCUUAUUUUACCUCUUUAACUUGGCUGUGCCAGGCUCUUUUAUUAAGACUCCAGCGUGUAAUCAGUACUUGAAGUGACUAAUGAUCAAAACACUCCACUUUCUUUCCACUGAAGACCUCGUUGGCGUUUCCACUGCGAUGUAAUGACCAAGAGAUGCAGUGUUGCUGCUGUUAAACUGUCUAAUAGCAUCUAUACUUGUCGAAGACUGCUUAUCAAUGAGCAAUGUUUGUUAAAUAGGAAGCUGAAAUGGGACAUGUCAAGAUUAUUUGUUUUUUGUGUUGCCUUUGGAAUUAUUAUUUGGUUUGAGGGACCAGAAACUACUGAUAAUGUAAAAGGGAUGACGGCGAUAAUGUCACUGGACAUGAAGUAGAGGGUGGAUAAAAUAGGAUGAAUGAAUGCUGCUGGGAUGAUUGAAGAAUAAAAACCUAACCACCUACA